UCUUUUAAUGAAGAAUUAUCCCGAGCCGAAUGGUGUGUCAACCAUGCCUUUGCUCGGGAAAUCGGUGGCAACAUCCUCAAAGUGACGUAUGAAGAAGUUGAAGACGGCGGCAUCAUCCUCUCUGCCGUCUACCACGCUCUCUCCCUCGCUCCAGACCACCAAGCACUUUCAGAAGUGUGGCAAUACGCGGCGAGUGUCAAAAAGUUUGCCAUUCUCGCCUCCUCUGUGGAGAGCUUUUGUAAAGAAAAGGUGGGCGAGAUCGUACUCCGGGGCGCGACCGCGAAGGGCCAAAAAGAGAAGGAAUCGGUGGAUGGAGAAUUGAUGGUCUGGGAUCUCUUGGCGCUGCGACGGCAGAUCAACUACCUUAUCGACUUGCUCUUCCCUCACUCCAUCGCCACCCUCGGCGACAAAGGCAAAGCCCCUCUACUCGACUCUGACGGCGACGUCCUCAUGUCCCCCACAUUCACUCCCGGCAUCGGCGACAAAUUAGCGAAAGAACACCACUUUGAGCUCUAUGAGAGUGUGAGGACGGGUUUCAAGGCGGGUUUGGCGAAGAGGGAAGCGGUGCCGGCAGAGUAUGUCGCAAAGUAUCUCGACAGGGUGAUGCGGCGCGGAUCGGUCAAGCCGCCUUCUUCAAGCACUGUCCCAUCCGACGACGUCCCUUCGUUCCAAUCUCACCUAUCCGAGAUCGUCCAUCUCUCAGGUUUGCUCCUUGAUAAAGACGUGUUCAAAGCGUUCUACGGACGCUCCCUUGCCAAACGUCUCCUGCUGAGCAAGAGCGCGAGUGAUGAGAGUGAGAAGGGCCUGGUGAGGAUGCUGCAAAAGGAGAUGGGCGAAGAGUUUACGGCGGGCGAUAUUAUGAUGAAGGAUCUGCAGGUUUCAGAGACAUUGGUAAAAGCAUACCAAACCGCCAACCCAACGUCCAACCUAAAUUUCACCACAAACGUCCUCACCGAAUCCGCCUGGCCAGCUUCCUCCUCUUCCUCUUCCUUCACUUCCACUACUACCACCACAACACCCGUCAUCUCGCCCUUCCGUCUCCCGCAAGUGUUGCAGAAUGACAUUGCGUCAUUUGAAACUUGGUAUAAGGACAGGUACAAGAACCGUGUGCUCGCGUGGCGCUGGGGUUUGGGCAGUGUUACUAUGACGGCGCGGUUUGGACAGGGGACGGAGGGUGGAGAGAAAAGGUAUGAGAUCGGGGUGAGCUUGUAUCAGGCGGUGGUGUUGAUCAUGUUCAAUGAUAAUGAUCAUUUGACCGUGAAAGACAUAAGAGAGAGGAGUGGGAUCCCUGUGAACGAAAUGGCACCCACACUUCAGUCCCUCGCGCUCGGAAAGAAGGGGACGCGAGUGUUGCUCAAGAAACCGCCAGGGAAAGAGGUCAAGGAUAGCGAUGUGUUUGGGUGGAACAAGUUUUUCUCUGGGGACAAGUUCAAGUUCAGAAUCAACGGUAUCCAGCAAGACAUCAGCGCGGAAGAAUCCAAAUCCACCCAAAACCAAAUCUCCCUCGACCGCACAUCCAUCCUCGAAGCCACCCUCGUCCGGCUCAUGAAGGCCCGUAAACGCCUGUCCCUCCAGCUGCUUAUCGACGCUGUGGUAGGCGAAGUGAGCAAGAGGUUCCCGCCGGAUGUAAAGGAGAUCAAGAAGAGGGUAGAGAGUCUGAUUGAAAGAGAGUUUUUAGAGAGGGAUGAGGAUGAUCGGGGGGUGCUCAAGUAUGUUGCUUGA
Messenger RNA from Cryptococcus wingfieldii CBS 7118, 1722 nucleotides. RefSeq lists its product as hypothetical. Gene Ontology annotation, biological process: DNA damage response; protein ubiquitination; ubiquitin-dependent protein catabolic process. The record is from RefSeq and is a predicted model, not a curated record. Gene Ontology annotation, molecular function: ubiquitin protein ligase binding. The transcript has 4 exons. The annotation marks the transcript as partial. Gene Ontology annotation, cellular component: Cul4-RING E3 ubiquitin ligase complex. NCBI's taxonomy places the organism in Eukaryota, Fungi, Basidiomycota, Tremellomycetes, Tremellales, Cryptococcaceae.